Messenger RNA from Uranotaenia lowii, 2638 nucleotides. RefSeq lists its product as uncharacterized. The record is from RefSeq and is a predicted model, not a curated record. Gene Ontology annotation, molecular function: ATP binding; ATP hydrolysis activity. Gene Ontology annotation, cellular component: cytosol; peroxisomal membrane. Gene Ontology annotation, biological process: protein import into peroxisome matrix. The transcript is spliced from 5 exons. The coding region runs from base 44 to 2554 and encodes 836 amino acids. NCBI's taxonomy places the organism in Eukaryota, Metazoa, Arthropoda, Insecta, Diptera, Culicidae.
UUUCAUUCAUUUUUACAAAUUAUUACAUCAAAGUGUGUGAAAAAUGUUGAAUGACCGCGAAAAAUUGAUCCGCACGUUGCUGCACUGUUGUCGGUUACGAUUUCGCCGUUUUCCUGGGUUCUAUUUCCCGGUGUUUGUGUUUCUUCGGGGACUACAGAAGCUCAACUAUGAAAUAAAAUUACGCACGGCCAGCUUCCGAGUGGUUCCGAUACCGAAUCUGCUCUUCGAGCAACACCAAAGGCAACAGCUGGUCCACUCGGAACACACGCUGUUCGUGAGCCGGACCGUUUUCAAUCAGUAUGUGGUCGAGCGGGAAAUUAACUGGAUCAAUUUGAUUAUUCGAGGAUGCGGUGAAGGUGAAGGUGCUCGGAACAAAACGGUCAACGAUGGUCCUGGAUUGGUUUCGGUGAUUCUGAACAAACAGAACGUUUCGGUUCUGUUCCAAAUAUGCCCACUGGAUGGUGUUCCUCCGAAUGUGAUUUUCGUUAAAGAAAAUCUUUUCCAUGGACUGGUUGAUCGAUACAAACUUUCCGAGGGUGGCUUCAGUGGAAAGCUGCAACGGAUUCCCGAGCAACAGCAUCUUCCUCAGGUGGCCACAAAGGCGAACAUUUUCCUCUACAAUACCCCCUACGAUUUGAGUUCGGAUAUGGUGGAUUUUAUUAUGGGAAAGUUCUUUGAAAAUCCUCAGCUCCUGUAUCGGAAUCACACUUACCAUGUCCCGCUAAACGAACGUUUUUUGGGAAACACGUUUUAUACGAAAAAUUUCGCCACCUUCGCCCAUUUGAGAUCGCUAUAUUUCAAAUGUUUAAAUUUGGAAUCCAGCGAAAACAGUUUUGAGCUGUUUGCUAUCGUUUGUAAAAAUUUGACCAACCUGCACCAGACGACGACGUACAAUAGUUUUGUACCGCCUCAAAAAAUUGAUGAUCUGACGUUCGUUCCGAUGUGUCCAUUCGGAUUGCGAAAAUAUCAUGACGAGUUGGGAAGUUCUUUAACGGCUUAUUUGAAACAAGAAAACAAUUCGUUGAUUGAGAACCAAAUUCAUCCUAUUUUUAUGUUGCAAGGCGAGAGAGGAAUAGGAAAGUCUUCGGUGUUGAAGGCCGUUGCUAGUCGGCUGGGCAUUCAAGUUUUUUGGGGCGAUUGCACGGAUAUAAUGACAUCGAUAUCGUCUCAAACGGAAACCAAACUGAUAUCGGCAUUGAACAAGUCGAAAAUUUGCGAACCCAUCGUUAUCGCACUGCAGAACUUCGAAAUCUUUGGCAUUGAUAAUGAAGGCCAUGAAGAGUUGAGGAUACUAACAGCAUUUCAAGCCGAACUACAUACGCUUUUCAGUAGAAAGUACACUUACCCCGUGAUUCUCAUCGCUCUGAGCAACGAGAAAGAUUCUUCGAAACCACGUCUGACCAGCUUAUUUUUGGAUAUCAUUAAGUUUCAAUCUCCGAAAGCCAAAGAAAGAGCUCAACUCCUUCGUUGGAUAGCUCGCAAAGAGUCCAUUCGAUUACCGCUGAACUCGAUCAACAAACUGUCGGAACAGACUCAAGGGUUUAUAUUCGGUGAUCUGAAACUUUUGUGCGCCAAAGCUAGUCAAAAAAUUGCACACCCUCAAAAAUUGUCCCACGACCUGUUCGAGCAAGCGCUCGAAGAAAUGCAGGCCAGCUUUUCCGACAGUUUGGGAGCUCCCAAGGUACCCAAAGUGUUGUGGUCCGAAAUCGGUGGGCUAGCCAAGCUGAAAACCGAAAUCCAAAACAGUAUUGGCCUUCCUCUGCGGCACAAAAAACUCUUGGGUAAAAAUAUGCGCCGUUCAGGAAUCCUUCUAUAUGGUCCACCCGGAACCGGUAAGACGUUGAUCGCCAAAGCCGUAGCCACCGAGUGCAACCUCAGCUUCCUGUCCGUUCAGGGCCCGGAACUGUUGAACAUGUACGUUGGCCAGAGUGAACACAACGUGAGGGAGGUGUUUUCGAGGGCCCGUUCUGCCGCACCCUGUGUAUUGUUCCUGGACGAGCUGGACUCGCUGGCCCCCAAUCGAGGCGUUUCGGGCGAUUCUGGUGGAGUGAUGGACCGCGUCGUUUCGCAGAUGCUCAGCGAAAUGGAUGGCAUUUCCAAAAGCUCGGAUGCGAGUCAGCAAAUAUUCAUUCUGGCUGCCACCAAUCGACCGGAUCUUAUUGAUCCGGCACUGCUGCGGCCUGGUCGAUUCGACAAGCUUCUGUACGUGGGACCCAGUACAACCGUCGAUGAUAAGGAAAGUGUACUGCGAGCUAUCACCAGUCGGUUCCAUCUGACGGCGGACCUAACGCUGCGAAAGAUCGCCGAAUGCCUCAAGCAGGAUAUGACCGGGGCCGAUAUGUACUCGAUCUGCUCAAAUGCUUGGUUGAGUGCCGUUAGGAGGGCCAUCCGCAGUGCCACCACAAAGGAAGAAAAUGUAGACGACACCUUGGGACCGGAGAGUGUCGUUGUUAACGAGUCGGACUUCAAAGCGGCAAUGAAGAAGUUUAUCCCCUCGAUCAGUCCCAGUGAUAUGGAGUACUUUAAUCGGCUGAGGAGCAACUUCAGUGUUUGAAUAGAGUUUCAUUAUGUUUUCAAAGGACCUGCUACAUCAAGUAUCUUGUUACCAGUGCAGCGGUACAAAAUACCGGAAACAAGA